Molecule: messenger RNA, 3330 nt
Organism: Kluyveromyces lactis
Lineage: Eukaryota; Fungi; Ascomycota; Saccharomycetes; Saccharomycetales; Saccharomycetaceae
Product: Zn(II)2Cys6 transcription factor domain-containing protein
Exons: 1
Coding region: 1-3330 (1109 amino acids)
Biological process (GO): regulation of DNA-templated transcription
Molecular function (GO): zinc ion binding; DNA-binding transcription factor activity, RNA polymerase II-specific
Source: RefSeq, a predicted model, not a curated record
AUGAAGAUUUCCAACGAAGAAUCUGCUAGGGACUCGAGGCAUCCAGAUAGCAGGAAAAGGAAAGUUGCUAAGAGAGCAUGCCUCGCUUGUCGAGAGAGAAAGAUUAAAUGUGACGGUGAGGCUAAUCCAGAUCCGAGCGGUGGGCCUGGAAAAUGCACUAACUGUGUUCGUAGCACUCUUGAAUGUGUUUUUGUCGCCAGUAAUCGUGGUGGUAGAAGAGUAUUUGAUAAAUCGAAGCGGUAUAUAUCACCGCCUAGUUCCGAUGUGUGCCCAGUCUUGGCAGAAAGUGCUGUUAAAAGCCAGAAGGUCGAUAUUUGUGAUCCCCCUAAUCCACUUUGUAGCAGUAACUCAUCUGUUUUGGGUAGCAGCCAUAAUCUACCAGUACGGCCCUAUUUAAGAGCCAUCACUUCAAGUGCAAAGUUUCCCACUCGUCUGUCCGGUACACCAGCCAGCAUUCAUGACUCGAUUCCCAAUAACAACAAUGGGCUAAUGACACAUCCUCUAUCCAAUCACUCCAAACCACAACAGCGAUCAAAAACCCAACACCAGCAUCAAUCAAGUUACCCAAACUCUCCGCAUAAUUUUGUACUGCCACAGCUCACGCUGGAGAAUCACCAUCAAUUGCUAGUGGAAUCUCGUCCCUUAACUGCAGGAACCAGUGGGGCUCAUACUGACAAUGUAGGUAAGCACCGUAUCGUAUCGAACUCUUUGCGUGGUAUUACGCAUAACUCGCAUUUUAUGGUUAAUGUAGGUCAGAAUCCUGCAAUGCAUAUUUCACAAUUCAUGUCCGAAAUUAACAACUCCGGUGCUUGCAAUAAAAUCUACCCAGGUACAACUGGUCUGUCUCAAAAUCAAGAGAAAUGGCAAACUCAACCAUCUUAUAGCCUGUAUUCUCCUGUUAACUCCCUUAUAUCGUUUCAACACUCUGGGAACAUGAAUAUUAUGGGGCACGGUGGAGUCGAUCAACCUCAAGCUAGACCAAGUAUUAAUUAUGGAAAUGAUUUCAACACUAUUCCUGCGGCAAUUAACAACACGGAUGUUCCAGUUGGAAGUAAUAGUAACUUGUCAGGUAACAGAACGGAAGCACUCGGGCAUUAUGGACAUGUGCUGUCGACCAUAUCACAGGAUCCAAAGUCCAAUUGGCAAAAUCGGUCAUCUAGGGGAACCAAGGAUUGUUUAAAUAAUUUAAAAAGCUCGCAAACUACGCCAAGUUCAAGCUCAAAGCCCAAUACACAAUUUGAUGUAAAAAAGGAAUUCACUCCUAUGGAACUUAAUGCGUCAAAGAGGUUACAAAGUGAUAUCAACCAAGGAACAUAUAAACUACCAAAGUACGGAAGUGUGCCGGCAUUUGUUUUCCCUACUCUUAUGUUUGGACAAGAGCAUACAAAUGAGAAUAGUGCCGCUACUCCUGCCGCAACUUUUGAGAAAGCUUUUCCUGUCCUGAAUCAAUCACAGCCUCAGAUCCAGGAGUUUGUUCCAGAACAAAUAUUCGUUGAUCUACACCGAUGUGAGAUUGAGCAGUUGGCGCAGCUAAAGUUAGGGUCUACAGGAAAAAUGCCCUCUUUUCAUCUGACAAUGGAAUUGCUUGAUUUAUACUAUGAGUACGUUCACCCAAAGGUCAAAGUUCUACCUCCGAAAGAGGUAAUGAAACGGAUCUCACUCUCACAAACAAAUACAAGUUUGACUUAUGCUAUAUUUCUAUGCGCCAUACCUCUGACUUCUUUAAAAAACAAGACAAAACUUAGCGAAUCAGGCUUCUUACCAACCAUGUCUGAUUGUCUAAGAGAAAUUUCUACUCAUUGGGAAGAACUUGAUUUUAUUGGAACUUUACAAACUCUUAAUAUCUUGGUUUAUCACUCGAUAUUUAUCCAAAUGAAUAGUCGGUUAACUGCUAUGCAUCUAGAGAAACUUUUGAAGACUAUUGCAUAUAGCAAUAUCGUCGGACAAUAUCGUAAUGGCCCUAACCUCGAGGAGUUCUUUACUUUUUCGACCAAUACGAGUUUCGCUCACGAUAGGACGUUGUUAAUGAACUUAUGGAUCGCAUUUUCUCAGGUAUGCUGUGCUCGAAACAUAUUUAGAGACCAUCCGCUACUUCAUGAAGUGUUGAGCUCACUCUGUAGCACUCAGGAAAGAUUAGAAGAUGUUAUACUUCCUCAUGAUCAAUUGGUUUUCAUUACUUAUACGAAAAACAUUCCACAGAAUUUUUCUGGUCGAAUUUCUAUUAAAGAGUGUCCUGAGAAAAAUAAAAAAAGUUUAGACUUAUUUCAUUUAAGAGACCUGGAGAAGAAGCAUAGAGUGGAUAUCGCUUCAUCGGUGAUUUAUCAAUUUUAUAUCUGGAAUAUAUUUCACGACUGGAAAAACCAAAAAAUUGAUAAUAUCACCGCCUUGGCGAAACUUAAUGUGUUCGAUUUGUCGAUUCAGAAUAGACUUUAUGAAUUGAAAGAUGAAAAAAGACUGUUAGUUGUGGAUUGGGACGUUCUAAACUGCUUAGCGUUGUCACAAACACUUAAGAUUAACCUACGAGAAAAUAUUAAUAAGUUGGAUAUUUUGAUAUGUGACGUAUUCGAUUCAGAAUUAAGACUUGUCGACGUGGCCGAAUUAAGUGAGGCUGUAGAUUCUGAGAUAUCUUCCUUUGAAGCUUUUUCUAUCAUGCUCUGUUUCCAGAGCAUGUUCCGGCUUCUAGAUGUUAUCACCCUUAUUGAGCUAGCGUCUGGGAAUAUUCCAGCUCACUCUUCUAGCUUGAACAAGACCCCAAUCGUUUCCUUUCGCUCCUGCAACGAUUAUAUCGAACAGAAAUCAGCUGAAGAUUAUAGCAGAAUUCACCCAGCGGUACAAUCAGAAGAUAACCCAGAAGAAUUAGAAGAAUCAUAUGGUAAAGUACAAGAGAAUGAUUCCUUCCUAAAUGAUACGAAGAAAUGUGUAUGGAUGAGAUAUCCACCGAUAUUUAUUAAUCUAUUGCGGUUCGCUCUUCCAAAAAUAGUUCAAGAUAUUAUCUGGUUCAAGUUUAUAAAGUUUGUUACUUUUGAUGGGAAAUGUGCGUUGAUAUAUGCCAACAAAUCAAUUCCGCUUGACGAGUCUCAAUUUAAUGCAAAGAGUUUAAUAUCAUAUGCUAGAGGUUCUCUUUAUUUCGGCAAUUCAAACUUAUCUGAUGAAGAACUACUAGCAAAGCUUGUGCUCGUGGCUGAACCUACAUUCCUGAAGCAAAAAUUCAUCCUUCUCUCGGAGUUCACUAAGGUCGUAUCUGCAAGCCUAAGUGAUCGCGACUUGGUACAUCAGAAAGUUGAUCAAUUGACGCAAUAUGUCAAUGUAAUUAUCGGACUCACAUUUUGA